UCAAAGUCAAACGAAUGACUUGGGCUGGAUUCAUUAUGUCCUCUGGAGGUGGUUCUAUUUCGGGAGGAGCCAAGGUGGGAGUGGCGAUGGGAGGAUCUGUGGGACAUUUGGCUUUCCGUUGCUGGGUUGGUUGGUUCUCUAGCUUGGAUGUUGGAUGUUGAGACUUUGUUUAUUUACAAAAUAAAUGAAAAAGCUCAGGGUGACGAAAGCCAAGAAAACGAGUCACAAGUGCACCACAGAUUGAAAAGGUCAAUGACGAAGAGUCGAUUUUGUACAACACAAUGUACCAACUAACACAUGCAUAGCAAAAAUUCUACAAAUCCAACCAAAGUUGGCUCAGUGAUUCCAAGUAUUAUUAUCGGUUCCUCUGAAGCAAUCCGAUCGAAGCAUAUACUUUGUGCUGUCAAAUAUCUGUAUGGAAAACCAGAAAGCUUAACGGCAGGCCUAAAAAACUCGUUUGGCUAUGAUACCCAAGAGGGCAUCUUGGGCCUAGAAAAGCGGGCUGAGAGAUGAGUGGAGGGGGGCUCCAUUGCUCGUCAGCUUCGAGUCGAGGUAUGUCGUCUUCCUCCAUUCAAGAAAAACGAAUUCUCUGUGUGGGAUUGGUCUGUUUAGACGUGGUUCAUGUGGUCAAAUCGUACCCGGUGGAGGAUUCGGAUCAACGAUCCGUGGACCAAUAUGCCUCGCGCGGAGGCAAUGCCUCCAAUAGUGCCACUGUCUUGGCCAUACUAGGCCAGAAUAGUGAAUAUUUCGGUACUCUGGCCCAAGAUUCGUUCGAGUUGCAAGCCAUCGAACAGGACUUUCGGGACAAGGGCAUUGCCUACAGCAACUGCAUCCGAAUUCCCAAUUGUAUAUGCCCGAAUUCCGCUAUCAUAGUUAAUCAGGAGAACGCUUCCCGAACCAUAAUUCACACUAAUCUGAAUCUACCAGAGCUGACGUUAAGCGAUUUUCAGACUUUGAACCUGAAGGAGUAUUCGUGGAUUCAUUUCGAAGGCAGAAACCUGAUCAAUGUGAAGGAAAUGAUCCGAUAUACCAAAAUCCACUUUCCGGGGCUGACCGUCUCUGUGGAGGUGGAAAAAAUCGGACGCAACUAUGAAGAAUUCGUCCCUUUGGCAGAUGUGGUUUUAAUGUCGAAAGAUAUUGCCAAAGCUAAUGGCGCUUCUAGAAAAGAGGAUGUGGCCGCUGUUUUCAGAGGGCGUUUGGGUGUGGGUGCGAAAUUGAUUUGCGCUUGGGGCGAGUUAGGCGGCAUGGCUUUGGAUGCGGAUGGGAGCAUUUCUGAUUGUCCUGCAUUUCCACCUCCAGAGGGGGUGAUUGAUACCAUUGGCGCUGGUGACACAUUCAAUGGGGCCAUGAUUGCCAGUUUAAACCUUGGCAAGUCUUUGGACAAGGCUCUUAUUACUGCAUGCAAAGUAGCCGGAGCUAAAGUAGGCGUAAGAGGAUUCCAAGGUCUUCAAGAAGUAUUUAAACAUGCCGAUUAGCAUUUCAUAUUACGUUUUUUUUUAUGACUUUUCCGGGAUGCUGAACUGAUUAAUCGUAAAGCAAUGGAUUGCUUGUAAUGAUUAUAUUUUGUGUCAUUGUUACAUAUAGAGCACUUGUUUUUUUGAGUAUCGUCUUCUAAAUCCUAACCUCGGAGCGCCACGAAAUUCUCAUGCUGACGUUGAUGUUGCUGAAAUUGUCGACUCCUGUGCUGAGCUCCUGGUUCAUCCCUUCCUGGUGUUCCCUCUCCUUGAGCUCGUGUCGAGAUGGAGCUUUUGGCGUUGGCUUUAUGACGAAUGAGCUGCUCUGUGAAAUAUUGCUCAAGAAUGCUCACCAGUUGAUGAUUCUGCAAGAAAAUCCUGCAUAAUUACAGACCCAUUUUCUCUAGUUUCUUUGGCACUAAUGUGACAAAAAUAAAGAUAACCGAUUUCGUAA
This is a messenger RNA of Tigriopus californicus, 1908 nucleotides long. Its product is annotated as ketohexokinase-like. Gene Ontology annotation, molecular function: ketohexokinase activity. The coding region runs from base 510 to 1475 and encodes 321 amino acids. Gene Ontology annotation, biological process: fructose metabolic process. Lineage: Eukaryota; Metazoa; Arthropoda; Copepoda; Harpacticoida; Harpacticidae. The transcript has a single exon. The record is from RefSeq and is a predicted model, not a curated record.